AUGAUGUUCAAGGCAAUACUGAGAAUGCUGGGCUUCGGGCUCGUGGCGCUUUGUUGCGUCAGAGCCGAUAUUCUGAAGCCCGACGCGGACUAUCGAGACUUCUACCAUUUCCAACUUUCCAACGGGAUGCAAUGUCUUGCUAUUCACCACCCGAAGACAACAGAAGCGGCGUAUUCUGUUGCCGUCAACACCGGUAGCUUAUAUGAUCCCCAGGACUUACCUGGGCUCGCGCACUUUUUGGAGCACAUGCUGUUUCUUGGGACUGAGAAACAUCCGGAGCCGGACAGUUACGACAGUUUCAUGACCGAGCACGGGGGGCAAAACAACGCGUACACGGACGAAGAGAGAACAGUGUUUUUUAACCAAGUCUCCGAUAACUCGUUAGAGGAGGCCCUUGACAGGUUUUCCCAGUUUUUCAAAGCCCCGCUGUUCAACCGAGACUACGAAGAACGUGAAGUGCAUGCAGUCAACUCGGAACACGAGAAAAACAUCCCUAACAAUGAGGAGAGGGCCUGGUUCACAAUCCGCUCUCUGGCAAAGGGACCCCUCUCCAGGUUUGCAACGGGGAACCUGGAGACGCUGAGCACCGUGCCAAGGCAAAGGGGGACUGACGUAGUCGGCCGUCUAAAAGACUUCCACAGGAAGUUUUACUGCGCGGUGAACAUGGCUGUCGUCGUCAUGUCACCACGGCCGCUUCCAGAAGUAGAGUCACUUCUGAGGAAAAGCUUCGAGGACGUGUCCGCUGGAAACGCGAAUUUUCUUGGGAUUGACCAGUGUCCGGGGGACGAUUACGACAAAACUCCGCCAUUUGACGCCUCAAAUACUGGAAAAUUCAUCCACAUGCAAAGCGUGGGAGUGGAACCGUCCCUCUGGGUUGCCUUUAGUCUUCCUCCCACGAUUACUUCCUACAAGAAACAACCGACGGCUAUUCUCACGUACCUAUUCGAGUAUGACGGAGAAGGGUCGUUGUCAGAGCUCCUACGCAACAUGGGUCUCGCGGACGAAGUUUCCGUGGUCGUCGAUAGAACAUCACUGAACACGCUGUUUGCAAUCAAGGUUGAUCUAACCACGAAGGGCGCAUGUGAGAGGGGAACCGUGCUGCAGGAGGUUUACAAAUACAUCAACAUGCUGAGGAAUCAAGGCGUCAACCCACAGAUGGUAUCGUCGAUAGCUGCUCAGUCACGAGUUGACUUUCAUGCUUCUCAACCAUCUGCUUCCGAAAUGAACGAAGCAGCUCGACUGGCGCACAAUCUACUCGCUUACGAGCCUUAUCACGUGCUGGCUGCAGACACUCUGCUAGUUGAUCCAGAUGCCAGAUUUGUCAACCGACUGCUUGCCCGAAUGAGCCCACACCAAGCAAUAAUAGCCUUCGCAGAUCCCCAGUUCAAGCAGAAUGCGGAAUCCUAUGAUGUGGAACCUUUCUAUGGAGUUGAGCACAAAGUGUCUCAGCUGAGUUCCGAACAGCUAAACGCACUCGAGAAUAUGACCCCGGGCAUUCAUUACCGCGAGCCUCCAGCUCUAAAGCAUGUACCUGGGCCAGAUGACCUCAUCAUGCGACCUAACAUUUCCGGCAUGUCGGUUCCGGAGCUCUUGGGUGAGGAGACCGGGGAUGGAGGUCAUGCGAUUUGGUGGCAGGGCCAAGGCACUGUUUCAGUGCCACGAGUGCAUGUCAACAUAAAAGCUCGGACAUCGCGGAGCCACACGGACAUGAAAUCGAGAACUCAGCUGGCUGUACUGAUGGCCACACUUAGAGAGCAAUUAGACGAGACUACGGUCGACAUGAGGCAGUGCGGUAUUUCCCACAGUCUGGAGGUCUCUGGCGACGGCUUUGACAUGGGCUUUGCUGCUUACACGCCCCAGCAACUCUAUGAAGUGAUGGCUGCAGUCUCGUCAAAGCUUAAGAAACCGCAAGUGGAACAGGAACGUUUCGACCGUGUCAAACAGAGACUGAUUGAAGAGCUGGAAGAUCCCGCUUCCAAAAUGGCGUACGAGCACGCUAUAGAAGCUGCCGCUGUGCUGCUCAAGAACAACGCGAACAGCCGAAAGGAUCUGCUUCGCCUGCUGAAAAGCGAAUCUGCAUCGCUGGACAAUACACUUGAAGCCUUCCGUGACCUCAAACUAGUCCACGCAGAUGCAUUUGUUAUGGGCAACAUUGAUAGAGCGGAUGCCAAGGAGGCUGUCCAACUGUUUCUACAAAACUCUGGAUUCCUGCAUAUACCUAUGAAAGAAGCUGCAAGGUCCCUCGUUAUUGAGCAAAAAUCACCGAUAGAGGCCGUUGUUUCCAACCCCAUCCGGAACGACGUGAACCACGCCACUCUGGUCCACUAUCAGCUUGGCGUCCCGUCGAUCGAGGAAAGGGUUAAUCUUGCUGUUCUAGGUCGAAUGCUGAACCGACGUCUGUUUGAUCGUCUUCGAACGGAAGAGCAGCUGGGCUACAUCGUUGGCGCCAAGCCGUACAUCGACUCGUCAGUUGAAAGCAUGAGCUGCAUUUUGCAGGGGUCCAAGAAGCAUCCGGACGAUGUUGCCGAUCUCAUUGAGGAAGAAGUUCGAGCGAUGGAAGAACACAUCCGGUCAAUGCCAGAUGCAGAACUCAAUCAUUGGAAAGAUGCAACUCGAGCUGAGCUUGCGAAACCUGUCGCAACUUUCGUCGAAGAGUUCGGCAGGUCGUGGAGUCAGAUAGCGAACCACGGGCAUUGCUUCAAUAAGCACGACCUCGAGCUGAAGUACUUAAACUCAAAUUUCAACCGAAAGCAGCUCACCCGGACAUAUGCCAAACUGCUCACCCCCACAGGCCGGCUUGUAAGAUCCUUGUCAUUAGCAGUCGAACUCCGCCCAGUCAAAUGGACGCUGGCGCCAGGUGGUCAAGGUGGUGGCGAAUCUGCAACCUGGUAG
Messenger RNA from Besnoitia besnoiti, 2892 nucleotides. RefSeq names its product sporozoite developmental protein. The record is from RefSeq and is a predicted model, not a curated record. The coding region runs from base 1 to 2892 and encodes 963 amino acids. Gene Ontology annotation, molecular function: metalloendopeptidase activity; metal ion binding. The transcript is spliced from 7 exons. Gene Ontology annotation, biological process: proteolysis. NCBI's taxonomy places the organism in Eukaryota, Apicomplexa, Conoidasida, Eucoccidiorida, Sarcocystidae.